GUAAAAAAGUGAAAACCUUUAAAAAAAAAACUUGUUAAACUUAAAUUAUUUUUCAACACCUGCUUAGCAACAAGUGGUUUUUAAACGUUUUUUGGGCUUGACCAAUCAUUUUCAAAACCAUAAAGGAAACUGUUGCAUUUCGUGCAACACGCAACAAUCUAGAUUACAGACACCAGCCAACAGACAGCACACGGAAGCAGCACACAUCAUAAACUAUUAAAGUAAGUAAAAACUACAAAAGUAGCUAACAGCACACUGUAGAAACCUAAUACCAUCUACCAUGUUGUUUUUCUCUACAGAUUUAGCAAUAAGGAUGAUGAAUUCCUCCUGUGAUAACAUCUACAUGGUGCUCAGCAGCUCAGAGAAGGUGGCCAUAGGUACGAUCUGUCUGCUGAUUGCUCCGCUCAGCCUCAUGGUCAAUGCUCUCGUCCUGUUUGUGAUCGUCUGCUCUAGAAACUUAAGAAGACAGCCGUCGUACCUGUUUAUGGGAAGCUUGGCAUUGGCUGACACCAUUGCUUGCUGCUGUUUCACCAUCAACUUCCUCAAUUUCCACCUUUUUAAUGAGGAUUUCUACUUUCAGAGAGCAGAGUUUCUUCUUAAACUUGGUGGCGUGUCCACAGCAUUUACGGGAUCGGUUGGAAGUCUGCUUGUGAUGGCAGUGGAUCGCUAUCACGCAAUAUACAAGGCUGGCACUUAUAAAGUUCUGCUCACAGUUAAAAAAACAUUGGUGUGCAUUUUGGCAUUAUGGAUCAUGGCUGCUCUCAUAUCCUUCCUUCCUCUGAUGGGAUGGAGUUGUGAAGAUUCUCCAUCAUGCUCCAAUCUCUUUCCAUACGUGGAUCGUAGCUACCUAGCAUUCUUUGCCAGUCUUGUGUUGGUGGUUCUGUUUCUCAUUCUGCUAGCUUACGGUCUAAUUGUAUGGUGGGCUCAUAAACACGAAGCUAACAUGUGUGCAGAACAUCCAGGACUAGCACGCAUUCGUGUGGACGUUCAUCUGGCAAAGACGUUCGCCUGUAUUAUGCUGAUUCUGUUGGUGUGCUGGCUGCCUGUGCUUUCGUUUAUGAUGACAGAUGUAGUUACGACAGAGCUUUCAAAACCACAGAAAAGGGCAUUUGCUUUUUGCAGCGUAUUAUGUCUGCUGAAUUCAGGCAUCAACCCGCUGCUGUACUCCUUGCGCUGUCGUGAGCUACGUGCAGCACUGAAAUCAUUACUGAAUGUUUUAGGGAAAUGCAUGGGUUGUAGAUUACCCAGACCAGGUUGUAGUAAGUAAUAUGAUGUUAGUUUUGCAUAUAUAGCAUUUUUUGAAUCUGUAAAAAAACAAAAGAAGGAUCUGAGGGUGACGAGGAAGCAAACAUAUUCAAGAUCAGCUUGUAAAUCAGAUUUUUUACUGUGUUAUAUUUUAAAUAAAUAUUUUUUCCCUUGAAUAAAUAUUAACUUUAAUUAGCAAACAUGUCGCUGUCUUCUGACUUAAUACAUAAAUACACUUCAUUGAACAUGUACACAUAGAUAUCAACUAUAUACUAUACAACUGCAGGUUAACUGUAUACACAGUUGAAACCAGA
Molecule: messenger RNA, 1559 nt
Organism: Danio rerio (zebrafish)
Lineage: Eukaryota; Metazoa; Chordata; Actinopteri; Cypriniformes; Danionidae
Source: RefSeq, a predicted model, not a curated record